Messenger RNA from Pochonia chlamydosporia 170, 303 nucleotides. RefSeq lists its product as hypothetical. NCBI's taxonomy places the organism in Eukaryota, Fungi, Ascomycota, Sordariomycetes, Hypocreales, Clavicipitaceae. The transcript has a single exon. The record is from RefSeq and is a predicted model, not a curated record. The coding region runs from base 1 to 303 and encodes 100 amino acids.
AUGAGCCAAAAUGAACCACACGUGGGUCCGAACUGGUGUCAAACGGGCAUGACAGUAGGCACUAAUAACAAAGCUAAAGUGUCAACCAUGUAUGUAUUUAUGCAGUACUCGUUCCAUGCGGAGCAGAGGAAACAGGUAGAAUAUCCAUGGCGUCGCCGUAGGAUUCAACUGUCCAUGCCAUCCAGAUGUCAGACACUUGGAGCUGGCAGGGCGUCAGGAGUCGGGUCAAGGCCAGGCCAGAACUGCAUGCAGACUGGGAGAGGGAGAGAGAGAGAGAGAGACAGAGAGAGAAUGGCCCUUUAG